This is a messenger RNA of Perca fluviatilis (European perch), 1936 nucleotides long. RefSeq names its product SIX homeobox 3a (gene six3a). The record is from RefSeq and is a predicted model, not a curated record. The transcript has 2 exons. Gene Ontology annotation, biological process: regulation of transcription by RNA polymerase II; brain development; eye development. Lineage: Eukaryota; Metazoa; Chordata; Actinopteri; Perciformes; Percidae. Gene Ontology annotation, molecular function: DNA-binding transcription factor activity, RNA polymerase II-specific; RNA polymerase II cis-regulatory region sequence-specific DNA binding. Bases 254 to 1138 code for a protein of 294 amino acids. Gene Ontology annotation, cellular component: nucleus; transcription regulator complex.
UGGCUAAUGAUUGGCACGCUUGACAGUGAUUGGCAGGGCUGCCAUGACAACGCUACAACGACACCAAGAAGACCAAUAGAAAAGGGAAACAAAAUGUUUCAAUGCUACACUCAACGGCGGAUUUAGGGGGGAGAUAUUAUGAGGCUGGUGUCAUUAGGCGAUAGCCAUUGAAUCAUUCAAUCUUUUUUACUGGCCGUAUUUUUUCGGUUUUUCCUUUUUCUUGAUAAAUUUCUUUCUCUCUCAGGUCAUUUCCAUGGUUUUCAGAUCCCCUUUAGAGCUUUAUCCCUCCCAUUUCUUCCUGCCAAACUUCGCUGAUCGCCCUGUGCUCCUGGCGAACAGCGCUCCCACCACCAGGUCUCCAGAAGACUUGUCCAUGUUUCAGCUACCGACCCUCAACUUUUCCCCGGAGCAGGUGGCGAGCGUCUGUGAGACGCUGGAGGAGACCGGGGACAUCGAACGGCUGGGCCGCUUCCUCUGGUCCCUGCCUGUGGCUCCGGGAGCGUGCGAGGCGAUCAACAAGCAUGAGUCCAUCCUGCGCGCCCGGGCCGUGGUGGCGUUCCACACGGGGAAUUUCAGAGACCUGUACCACAUCCUGGAGAACCACAAGUUCACCAAGGACUCGCACGGCAAACUGCAGGCCAUGUGGCUGGAAGCGCACUAUCAGGAGGCCGAGAAGCUCCGCGGUCGUCCCCUCGGACCGGUCGAUAAGUACCGGGUGCGGAAGAAGUUUCCGCUGCCUCGGACCAUCUGGGACGGCGAGCAGAAGACGCACUGUUUCAAAGAGCGGACGCGGAGCCUGCUGAGGGAGUGGUACCUUCAGGACCCAUAUCCAAACCCCAGCAAGAAAAGGGAACUGGCUCAAGCCACUGGACUCACUCCUACACAGGUCGGAAACUGGUUUAAAAACCGGAGGCAACGAGACAGAGCCGCGGCAGCAAAAAACAGGCUCCAACACCAAGCAAUAGGACCGAGCGGUAUGAGGUCCCUGUCAGAGGCCGGCCUCACCCCUCACAGCUCGGCAGAGUCGCCUUCAACCGCGGCCAGUCCGACCACCAGCGUUUCCAGUAUGACAGAGAGAGUUGAUACUGGGACGUCCAUCCUGUCCGUCACAUCCAGCGACUCGGAGUGCGAUGUAUGAUACGGAGAAAAAACACACACACAUAAACAAAGAAAAAGAGAAAUAUUUACAGGGAAAAUGGACCUGAGAGGAAGAAAAAAAGACUUAUGAAAUAUCGCGGAUGAAAAAAGGACCGAUUGAUAUAAAUAUUAAAAUAAAAAGAGAUAAAAGCACGUCGUUUUUUUUUUUUUUUUUAUUAAAAAGCGCUUUCAAAGGACCCACGCCUCCCCCUCCUCUUCAUACCCCCCACACCACCACCACUACUACUAAACUACUUGCAUGAUGUCAUUUUAUUUUUUAUUUUGUAAUCAGGGAGAAUAACCUGAAUGCAAGAUUUUCCAUCAGGAACAUCGAUCAGAGGGAAUAAAAACAGAUCGUCUUGGUGUUCGUCGCUAUUUUUUUUUUCCUCAUCUCCGUUUUUUUUGUGCUGAUGAUGAUGGUGAUGAUAAUGACGGCGAAGCAGCCGCCAUGCAGACAAGAUGCAAUCCUGUUUUUACUUUGUGUUCAUCAGACAAUCAUUUUAAGUCGUAAGCACCUUUUUAAAUACACUUCUGUCACUGCCUGUGUGGGGUACAUGGUCAAAAAAAAAAUGUCGAACGGAAUCGUCAUGACUGUAUAAGAUUUUUAUUUUUAUUUUCAAAAUUUUAUAUUGAAUUAUGUAUAUCUCAAAUAAUGCGAUCAUUCUCCCGGUCUGUAAUAUACGUGUAGAAAUAUGCUUGUACAUAAUUAUUGCUCUCCCCCGUCUCAUCCUCUUUUCUAUCCCUUCCUCACUUUUCUUGACUUGGUGUUCCUACAUAAAAUAUUUGUCAAAACUUACAA